GGCCGCACCGCCUCCCCCAUGGGCCGCGUCAUCCUCAUCAACACCCCCAUCGAAGCCACCAGUAAUGAGAGCGACAUCAUCAACGCCAUCACGGUGGAGAAGAGCAUGGAUGGCAAGCUGGGCUUCAGUGUCCGCGGCGGCUCCGAGCACGGGCUGGGCAUCUUUGUCAGCAAGGUGGAGGAGGGCAGUGCUGCCGAGCAGGCUGGGCUGUGCGUUGGUGACAAGAUCACGGAGGUGAACAGCGUGAGCCUGGAGAACAUCACCAUGAGCAGUGCCGUCAAGGUCCUCACUGGCAACAACCGCCUCCGCAUGGUGGUUCGGCGGAUGGGCCGUGUGCCAGGCAUCAAAUUCUCCAAGGAGAAGACAGCAUGGGUGGACGUGGUGAACAGGCGCCUGGUGGUGGAGAAAAGUGGCUCAACGCCAUCGGAGAGUGGCUCUGAGGACGGGCUGCGGCGCAUCGUCCACCUCUACACCACCUCUGAUGACUACUGCCUGGGCUUCAACAUCCGCGGCGGCAGGGAGUUUGGCCUCGGCAUCUACGUCUCCAAGGUGGACCCUGGGGGGCUGGCGGAGCAGAACGGCAUCCAGGUGGGAGACCAAGUCCUUGCAGCCAACGGAGUCAAGUUUGAAGACAUAAGCCAUAGCAAGGCAGUGGAGGUGCUCAAGGGGCAGACCCACAUCAUGCUGACCAUCAAG
Molecule: messenger RNA, 696 nt
Organism: Pterocles gutturalis (yellow-throated sandgrouse)
Lineage: Eukaryota; Metazoa; Chordata; Aves; Pterocliformes; Pteroclidae
Gene: PDZD7
Product: PDZ domain containing 7
Exons: 5
Biological process (GO): auditory receptor cell stereocilium organization; sensory perception of sound
Cellular component (GO): plasma membrane; stereocilium tip; cilium
Molecular function (GO): protein binding
Source: RefSeq, a predicted model, not a curated record